CAAAAGAGAAACGUCAUAUGUGCUCGCCGCAGGUCGCGCUGAACAAGACGACGUGCGUUUCAAAAUGGCAUCGUCCUUGAAGUCCUGGUCGUCGGUUAUGUUGAACGCGUUGGCCUGGGUAGGACCACGGGGGUUCCAUUCAACCGCUGUCUGCUGCAAGAACCGCGCAGCACGCAUCCGGGUGGGCAAAGGAGAGAAGCCCCUGACUUACGAACGGGCGUUACACCCGCAUCACAUCGCACACCGCAAGGGCUGGUUAUCACAGCACACCAGUAAUCUGGAUGGGGAGAGCGGCGCGGCGGACCGGAUCGUGGAGGAUGUCUUUAUCCGGCGCUUCAUGUACGGCACGUUCAUCAACUGUCUGACAAACGAGCUGGUCAUCAAGCGCCGGGGGAACAUACUGGUGGUGUGCGCCUUCCUGAACCAGAAGCUGCACCCGAGAAGGGUUUACUUCCUCAUCGGCUACACCGAGACGCUGCUCUCGUACUUCUACAAGUGCCCCGUAAAACUGGAGAUACAGACUGUGGGGGAAAAAGUGGUGUACAAGUACAUAUGAGCGCACGUGCCAACACUGCCUGAAUUCGUAGACCCGGGAGAGCCUCCAAAACUCAAAAAAAGGACAAGUUGGUUAAUUCACAUGGGCUCGUGAAUUAACGUAUAUGUGAAUAAGUGUGAGUAAUUGGACCGUGUUUGAUUUUGAAAGAUGCAAGAUUCGCAGUAACGCCUGUGUCUCAGGUUUGUGGUGGAUCCGGCCAUUGGUAGUGUUCUGUCUGAACAUGGCCACAAAGAGGAACUCCGAGAACAUUGAUUUCCUAUGUAAAAAAAAAAAAAAAAAAAAAGUAUCUUCGAAAGAGAGGCACAAUAUUUUCAUCUGUAUCAGCCCUUUCUGCAGCACUGAGGCUUGGGUGGUGUAAAGAAUGGCUGUUGGGGCAGUUGAUUGUCUUUUUCAUAGUGUGGACAGGACCAAUGGUCCUCACAGGUGAAUAAACGUUCUGAGGAAAUGC
Molecule: messenger RNA, 1004 nt
Organism: Conger conger (European conger)
Lineage: Eukaryota; Metazoa; Chordata; Actinopteri; Anguilliformes; Congridae
Gene: mrps24
Product: mitochondrial ribosomal protein S24
Exons: 4
Coding region: 65-556 (163 amino acids)
Biological process (GO): translation
Cellular component (GO): mitochondrion
Source: RefSeq, a predicted model, not a curated record